CAUUCAGUAAUCAAUAUCGAUCAUAACAACGGUUGAUUGUUCUGAUCGAUACUCCCUAAACAGGAAAAUGUGGGGUUUAAAAAGUUUGAUCGUUUUCGGGAUAGUAAGUGUCGUAUUGUCGGAUCCAUCGGCUGUGGAUGUAGCGCAGGAUAUUUACAAGUCCUGUUUGCAACAUUUUUCUGUUAGUUGCGCUAAACCGAAAGCGCUUUUGUGGUGGAAUAAUGUUUCCAACAAGGGUUCGAUCAAAUUGACUGAGGAUUUAAUUCUACUCAAAAAUGGGCAUCAUGAACAGGUUCGCGGAUUUGAAAAUGAAAAUAUUUUGGAUCGAUUCGACAACUUCCUGCAAGGAUACAAUUUGCUGGCUAAGGUUCCGUCUGUCCUCAAAUCAGACGGACCAUUAACGAGUAUGGUACCCAGAAGCUUCGUUGAAGCGGAACCCAUCCAGGUACCUUUGUCAGCGACAGGCCGUUCUUCAAAAAUUGUCAAGAAAGUGAUCUUCCCAUUUCUGCUGGGACUUAAAUUCAACACUGCCGUUCUUGUGCCUUUGGCCUUAGUCUUAAUUGCCCUGAAGACCUGGAAAGCCUUAACAUUGGGACUUAUUUCUGUGGUUCUAACUGGUGCCGUGGCAAUUUUCUCCAAAUUCGUCAAACCACCCCAAUAUGAAGUGGUACACUACCCCCACUUGGACUCUCACCAUAUAGAUUUCAUCACACCCCAGUUGGUACCUCAACCCGUUCCAGUGGUGGCACCAGCCCCCGUUUACGGAUCGCCAAUUUACCGACACAAAAGGGACGCCGCUGCCCAACUUGCCUACAGAGGGCAAAAUUAACCACAAGACUCUUCAACUCAGAUUUGAGCGCUCACUUUUAAUUUAUUGUUAUUUAUUUUUCUGUUAAUUUCAAAUAAAAAAUCGCAACGU
Messenger RNA from Dendroctonus ponderosae (mountain pine beetle), 919 nucleotides. RefSeq lists its product as uncharacterized. Lineage: Eukaryota; Metazoa; Arthropoda; Insecta; Coleoptera; Curculionidae. The record is from RefSeq and is a predicted model, not a curated record. The transcript is spliced from 4 exons. Bases 68 to 829 code for a protein of 253 amino acids.